Messenger RNA from Humulus lupulus (European hop), 469 nucleotides. RefSeq lists its product as uncharacterized. Gene Ontology annotation, molecular function: protein-N-terminal amino-acid acetyltransferase activity; protein binding. Gene Ontology annotation, biological process: N-terminal peptidyl-methionine acetylation. The transcript is spliced from 6 exons. The record is from RefSeq and is a predicted model, not a curated record. NCBI's taxonomy places the organism in Eukaryota, Viridiplantae, Streptophyta, Magnoliopsida, Rosales, Cannabaceae. Gene Ontology annotation, cellular component: cytoplasm. Bases 32 to 469 code for a protein of 145 amino acids.
ACUUGUUAUUUUGAGUUCAAUUUCAGAUACUAUGAAGGCCUUCACAAGUGUGUUGGGCUCUAUUAUGAAAAUGGUCAGUAUUCACCCGACCAAAUUGAACAGUUGGAUUCGUUGUACAAUUCUCUUAGGCAGCAAUACACUUGGUCUUCUGCUGUCAAGAGAAUACUGCUCGACUUUCUGCAAGGUGUCAGGUUUAGAGAAGCAGCUGAAAAUUAUAUUAGGCCCCUCCUUACUAAGGGAGUUCCAUCAUUGUUCACUGAUCUUUCUCCAUUGUAUGAUCAUCCUGGAAAGGUCAGAGAAAAAACCUCCUUCAACUCUUAUGUGGACCUUAUUCCAAUUAGCACAGCAUUACGACCGAAGGGGACAAUAUGAAAUCGCUCUUUCUAAAAUUGAUGAGGCCAUUGAGCACACCCCAACCGCGAUUGAUUUAUACUCGGGCAAGGAUAACUUCCCUGAACGUGUGGGAUAG